Messenger RNA from Pseudopodoces humilis (Tibetan ground-tit), 384 nucleotides. RefSeq names its product ly6/PLAUR domain-containing protein 2-like. The record is from RefSeq and is a predicted model, not a curated record. Gene Ontology annotation, cellular component: plasma membrane. NCBI's taxonomy places the organism in Eukaryota, Metazoa, Chordata, Aves, Passeriformes, Paridae.
AUGAAGGUGUUUCUGUCUCUUCUGUUGGCUGCUGUCACUUGCCUGGAUUUGGGACAUUCCUUGCAGUGUUACACGUGCAGGGAUUUGACCCCAGUUGAGAAGUGCCUGACAAUUGAGAACUGCACAGGGUCUGAGUUCAUAUGCAAGACCACGAUGUAUUCUGAGGAGGAUGUUUAUCCCCCCACAGGAGUCUCAGUUGUCACCAAGAUGUGCUCCUCCUCCUGCGUCCCCUCCGACCUGGAUGGCAUCGGUAUGACACAUCCUGUCACCUGCUGUUACUCUGACCUGUGCAACUUCGAUGGCGCAGCAAGUUUGAGGAUCAGCAUUGUGCCGGUUGGGAUCCUGGCAAGUUCCCUCUGUGCCUUUUUCUGGACUAGACUGUGA